Molecule: messenger RNA, 1023 nt
Organism: Colletotrichum higginsianum IMI 349063
Lineage: Eukaryota; Fungi; Ascomycota; Sordariomycetes; Glomerellales; Glomerellaceae
Product: Mitochondrial large ribosomal subunit
Exons: 3
Coding region: 1-1023 (340 amino acids)
Biological process (GO): translation; ribosome assembly
Cellular component (GO): ribosome; mitochondrial large ribosomal subunit
Molecular function (GO): structural constituent of ribosome
Source: RefSeq, a predicted model, not a curated record
AUGAGCCUCAACCUUCCUACGAGGAGGCUAGUCUCGUCCGCUCCCUCGACCCUGCAAUCCAUUGCACGACCAAUCCCUCGGUCCUUCGUUCUGCCAAUCCGUACGGUCACUCAAGUGCGGAACAAAUGGAGUUUCGGCGGUCUCUUCGGUAGCCGGCGUAAUAAAGCCAGCAGCAAUGACGAUCUCAUGACGGGAGGCGAGAACCUCGACGACCCCAAAGUCCGUCAACGCUUUGCCCAGCAGCAGCAGCCCCAGUUGUCCAGCUCCAUCUUCGAAGAGGAAGUCGAAGAUACCGUUUCCGAGGGCAAGAAGGGUUCCAAAGCCGACAUGGGGCAGGCCUCUCUGAAGACGCCCGAAACUACCGCCUGGCGACUCGACCCCGAUCCCCGAAGCCGUCUCCGUUGGGAACGAAAGAAGAUCAUUCAGAUGGUCCGCCGCAACGGCCGCGUCAGCCGUGCCGAGCGCAUUGCGCAGACCGAGAAGGAGCUGGCGCACAAGAGCCCCUUUUUGGAGACCAGUGUCAAGAAGCUCGUGCACUUGGCGCGCCAGAUCCAGGGCAAGACGCUGGAAGAUGCUGUUUUGCAGAUGUCCUACUCCAAGAAGAAGAUGGCGGCCGAAGUCAAGUAUCAGCUGGAAGAGGCACGGGACUUGGCUGUAGUCACGCGUGGCAUGGGCUUGGGCUCGAGCAAGGUCAAAAGGAAGGGCGUGGACGCGGAGACUCGACCCGUUAAGAUCCAGACCAAGGACGGCAAGUCGUUGACCGUCGAAGACCCGACGAGACUCUAUGUUGCCCAAGCCUGGGUUGGUAGAGGGCCUUGGAGAUCAAAGGGGAUCGACUACAAGGGCAGAGGCAGAUUCGGAAUCAUCCAAUCUCCCUCUACUAGUAUUUCGGUCGUGUUGAAGGAAGAGAAAACGAGAAUACGGGAGCACAGCGAGAAGCUCGCCAAGCAGGCGCGGAGGAAGCCGUGGGUUCAUUUGCCCGACAGGCCUGUCACAGCCCAGAGGCCCUACUACUCAUGGUAG